Messenger RNA from Pseudophryne corroboree (corroboree frog), 1416 nucleotides. RefSeq names its product steroid receptor RNA activator 1 (gene SRA1). The record is from RefSeq and is a predicted model, not a curated record. Gene Ontology annotation, cellular component: nucleus. Bases 89 to 772 code for a protein of 227 amino acids. NCBI's taxonomy places the organism in Eukaryota, Metazoa, Chordata, Amphibia, Anura, Myobatrachidae. The transcript has 5 exons. Gene Ontology annotation, biological process: regulation of transcription by RNA polymerase II.
UAGUGACAGCAGCUGCACGCAGCUUCCUGCCCGGCAGCCCAUCAUCAUCUGCGCAUGCGCAGCAGCCGGGGAGGAGGAGGAGGGAGACAUGGCUGAGCUGUAUGUCAAACCAGGCAACAAAGAGAGGGGUUGGAAUGACCCUCCCCAGUUCUCAUACGGCUUGCAGACCUCGGGAAGUGGAAAACGCACACCUCUGAAUAAGAGAGUGCCUGCUCCGUUACAAGGUCCUCUCUCAGGUCCUCCGGCGCCGCAGUCCCUUUCAGCUUCCACCCCACCAAAGAUGCCUCCUUUGUGCCCUGUGGGUGGCACUGGUCCCUCUCCUGCAGGACAGGUGAUGUCACCGCUGAGAACAGAUGGCACCAAGCAGUGUUCCGGUCACACAGACUCCGACGUUCCUGUAGAUCUAUUGGACGUUUUGUCUCCACUGAACCAGACCUUGGGGGCCUGCAAAGAUUUAAUCAAGAAACAAGUGUAUGCUGACAUUGGGCGGAGGCUGACCUUGCUGGAGGAAAUGUGGACCAGUGAGAAGCUGUCUCCUUCUGUGUGCAAGAGAAUGGGUGUAUUAGUGAGAGAGCUGAAGUGUCAGAACUGGGAUUCCGCCGACGAAAUCCACAGGUCUCUUAUGGUAGAUCACGUCAAUGAAGUCGGGCAGUGGAUGGUGGGAGUAAAACGUUUGAUUGCAGAAGCUCGAAAUUUACCUCAGGAUACUCUGCCUUCAGAAGAUGACACACCAACAGACCGCACCGCGGACAGUGUUAACCAGGAGUGUUAGGAAGCCGGUUUAAUAGGUGUCGUCAAGUAUUGCUAUGCAGUUGGUUGGUACAUAGUAUCAAAUUAUUCUAUUUACCAAUUACCACCCUAGUGUUCUUAUUCAUGUUUUGGUAUCCCCCCCCCCCCUCCUCCCAUAGUAACUGUCUUAAAUUAUACCUGUCACAUACAUACAUUACAGGCAGCCAUCUUGUUUGCCGGGCCAGAGUUCCUGGAGAUUGCAGCCUAUAAUUUCACAAGGACCCAUGACACUACUGUGGCCAUUCAUGGUUCAUCCCACAGAAUGGUUUCCCUCCACUCUGCACUUUAAUGUGUUUACCCACUGCUGCUACAGACCUAUGGAAAACGUAACCGAUCCACGAUUUCUGAGCCACUACUGGCUAUGAAGGAAACCAAGACCAUAUCCUGUUCCUACUUGGAAUUCAAGUUAAAUGCUUAGUUUCUCACAGGAACCUGAAGAUAACGCUGGCUAACUUUUUAUAUACAGUGAAAGCACUAAAAUAUUGCAGUUGAGUGAUUUUAGAUGAUGGAAUCUGGUUUCACCAUCGGAAUAUUUGAGAGUUUGUAUCGCCUUUGCUGUGGAAACUGCACCUUUAUUUUAUUGGAAUAAUUCUGUUAUUUUUAAAUAAAUUUGGUUACAAUUGUAAA